AUGGAGGAGGAUGGAAUCCCAGGGCUGUUUGGCGGUAGCGAGAGUUCAGAGGACCUCAGCCUGGACUUGGGGGCCCUUCAGGGCAGUGAGUAUCUCCAGGACCUGGGCCUCGGAGUCCUUUCACACAGCCAGCCUGGGGGAGCCGGAGGCAGUGGCCCCCCUAGCGAAGAAGCCAGAGGAGAAACGUCCCUCUCCAGCACUGCGAGGUCCCAGGGCCUCGCUCGGAGACGCAGCUGGGAGAGGUCGAGGAGCUGCUCCGAGAGCUGGCAGAGGCUCAGCAUCGAAUCCUCAGCUGUGAAUGAGGGGCCUUGUCUGCCUCGGACACUGGCCAGCCUCACUCUGAAUCUGCCAGGAGAGGGCCUGCAGGCCUGGACCCAAGGGUGUCUGCCUGGGGGUGGAACCCCCACAGAUCAACCAAGCAAGGAAUGUGACAGCCCCGAGAAAAGAGUGAGGUCACGGUCUGUUCCUGUGUCCUUCGAUGAGAUCAGCUCCCUGGAAAUCUUUCCAGCUUUGGAAGUGCCGCCUCCAGCUGUUCAAGGCCUGGACCCCCCAGUGCUGGAGUGCAUGGAAAAGGAUCAUGUGGAGCCGAAUCACGUGUUGAUUGUCCAGCAGGUGCUUGAAGAACUCCGACAAUACCAUGGGGCCCGGCAGAGGGCUCGAUUGUCAGUCUGCCCCGGAGGAGCAGCUUCGAACCUCACCUGGUUUGAGUUCUUAUCUGAGAGCGAGGACAGCAUGGGGAAGACGGAGAGAAGUGACAGGGGCACCAGGGUGAAACGCAGCCUGAGCUCCCUGCGCAAUCGAGUCACCAGGCAGAAGGAGAAGGGGAAGACCCCGGUGCAUCAGAAGGACAAAGGUCAGGAUGCGCGAGAGAGGAAAGAAUGUAUCAACGGGCACCAGCUGGCUCGAGGAACCUUCUCUGGCCACUCCAGCUGCCCUCUGUGUGGCAAACCUUUUCUGAGCUCUGGGUAUAAAAACAGCACAGAGCAGCCGGGUCUCAGCGCCCAGAGCGUGACCAUGGGGAACGGGCAUUCCAAGAGCGGUGACAGGGAGGGCGCACCCCGCAGCCGCCCUGAGCUCUCCUUCUACGGCUCUCUCCCCAGGAAGUGGAGCGAGAGCAUCUUCCUGGACAACGAGCUGCUGACCUCCAAGAUCCUGUCAGCGCUGCGGCCCCAGUCGGAGCAGGGCCUCCCGACGGGCCACCUGCGCUACCCCCAUCCCUGA
Capra hircus (goat) is the source of this 1221-nucleotide messenger RNA. RefSeq lists its product as uncharacterized. NCBI's taxonomy places the organism in Eukaryota, Metazoa, Chordata, Mammalia, Artiodactyla, Bovidae. The coding region runs from base 1 to 1221 and encodes 406 amino acids. The record is from RefSeq and is a predicted model, not a curated record. The transcript is spliced from 11 exons.